ACAGACUGCUGGACGCCAAAGCGAUUCCCGCUCCGAUGGCUUCGUAUCAGUUUCCCAGCAUCCUUCAACCGUAUCGAACGGAGAGUCAGGGAUUCGGGACGUUAGCUGGUGGUUGACUUGCAUGGACUGCUAGAUGCCAAGGGGCGUUUUCUGUGCGGUUGAUCGGAUUGCUCAGUAGGCCGUGGGAACCGUUCGCGCUUUCGACGUGGUCCAAGUGAACUUUGAAUAUUUCGCGCGCUUACUUCGGUUGACGGUCGUUGGUAGGAUACGAGAGCGCGUGGCAUGCUGCGACCAGUGGUGAGUUCUGCCGCUGGAUUACUCCGCACAGUUGUUCAGUGAAACAAGGAAGCGCGGCUCGCUACGUGGAACGGGAACGCAUGGGAUGGCUAGAUGGAUGCUGAUGAGUUUCAUGAUGAUGGUGGUGAUGAAUAAAGAGAAAUGAAGCAUAAAACGAUAGCAUAGAAGGAGUGUUCGACGUUGGAGUGCUGUCUAGCGAGGUCUAUCGUGAGUUGACCGGUAGCGGCGAAGUGGUGUGCGAUGGCAACUGGCAAUGGCUCUGACGUUAAUCACCGUUCGGUCGAGAGUUUACGAUAGUUUUUUCCGCACGUGUCAGUGACGAGACGAGCAAAUAAGGCUGCACAAAGCUUAAGCCUCCGGUUUUUUGGCGAGUCGAUUUUUGCACACAGGGCUUCAUGGAUGGUUAGUGGAUGGUGGCGGUACUUGACUGAAAUAUGUUCGCACAUUGUGGUGAUGUGAUCGAGGCCGAAUAGCCGCUAGGUGGCGCCUCGGAAGCCCGAGGAAUGUAAUUCGAAGUUUGAAAUUGAACGGAAACCGGACGCCGGGAAAAAACGCAACCCCAGCACCAUGCAUCAUUGGUUUUCCACUGGAUUUAGUGUGGUGGUUUGGCGCUCGAAAAAGGAUGAACGUUUUUGCUGAAGGUUUGGCCGUGGCGUGGCAUGCUCACUGACCGUGGAUCACCACAUCGAGCCUUGGUCCGGCCACGAAUUACAAAGUGAGUUCUUUUGUGUGGAAUAAUCCGGAAAAUCCGGGGGUGAAAUAAUCGGCAUUGCAAUGCAACAGGGGUGUGUGUGCUCUCGCCAGUUCGGUUGUAUUAUACCGUGGUACAAAUGAACACCCAAAGUCCCUGAUGGAUGGAAUGGUGUUGAAUCAGCUCGAUCAGAGCGUUGGAGCAAAAGGAGUGUGCGAGGAAAACAUUUUUAAUUAAAAAUCCGAAGGACGGUCGCGCGUGGGAUGCCUUUUGCGUUGGAAUUUACUGCUUCGAAAUUGGACUAGUGGACUCUGACAUUGCUGAUCAGAACGAACGGAAUCCCCGCCAGUGAUAAAGUGUGAUCAUCAAAGUGAGAGAAACACUAUUAACUCCAUGGGAAAAAGAAGAAGGCACCAAUCAGAGGUCCCGACCUUCUGGGACUUGUGAACAAACCGAACAACGCCUCGAAGAUAGUGCCAGAACCAACAAAAGAGAGAAAGCAAACGGAAAAAUGUGUCAAUAAAGUGUGAAACUUUCGUUCGCAUGUUUGGUUUUAUUCCAUUUCCAGCGAAGGAUCCCCAGUUGGCCGUGGGGUGAGAAAAUUUAAGAAACUCGCCUACUAUAUACCCUUUGCUGCAUGGCGAGUGGGCUACUGCUGUAGGUUUGGUUCUAGCUCAUCUGGAAAGCAAAGUAAAGAAAAGAGUAUCGCAAAAUAAAUAGAAGGGAUCCGUUCGGCUCACCCACCGCCGCUUGGAGGGUCGAAAACGUGUUUGGAAUUUCAAAAUGGUGAUCGCUUGGAUGACAACCACGGCCGUGAGAAAGCGAAGGAGGAGGACGAUGACGACGACCACGACCAAACGAAAUCCAGCGGCCACCGGAGCCGGACUGCUGCUGUUCUGGCUUGGACUACUGGCCAUGCUGGUGAACGGCAACACAGACUCCCGGAACGAGCAGGAGCCGAAGCCGAGCUUUGCCAGCCCCAUAGAAAACGUGACAGUUCCUAUCGGUAGAGAAGCUACGUUAAGCUGUGUUGUACAAAAUUUAGGUGCCUAUAAGGUUGGAUGGAUGCGUGCUUCCGAUCAGACCGUGCUGGCCCUGCAGGGUCGGGUUGUGACACACAAUUCACGCUAUAGCGUGACCCAGGAGGAGUCGAACGUGUGGCGGCUGAAGAUCCGAAACGUGCGGGAAUCGGACCGCGGUUGCUACAUGUGCCAGAUCAACGCGACGCCACUGCAGAAGCAAGUAGGCUGCGUCGACGUGCAACUGCCGCCGGAUAUUUCGGACGAGCAGUCCUCGUCGGAUAUGACGGUUCGCGAGGGUGGCAACGUGACGUUCUUCUGCAAAGCAACCGGUCAUCCGACGCCGAAGGUGACGUGGCGACGAGACGACGGCAGCCCACUCUAUCAGCAGCGCAACGGAACCGAACUUCGGCGAGUUGAUACCCAUAUUGGUAAUUUUCUAAAUUUAUCAAACGUAGAUAGGAGACAGAUGGGCGCCUACCUGUGCAUCGCUUCGAACGAGGUUCCGCCGGCCGUCAGCAAGCGAGUCUAUCUCAACGUGAACUUCGCCCCAAAUGUCACCACGAGCAAAACCCUGAUGGGCUUCUACGAGGAUUCGGACAUCGAGCUGGUGUGCGCCGUCGAAUCGUUUCCCCGAUCGGUCAACUAUUGGACCAAGGUUUCCAACGGAGCCGGAAGCAGCAGCAGUUCUGCAGCCUCUUCCGACCGGCAGGAAAUCAUGCUGAACAACGAACGCAUGGAAAUCCGCGAGCAGUACACGAACUCCUACUCGAGUCGAACCACGCUUCGGAUUCAACGCUUCAGCGCGGUGGAUGCCGGCAGCUACAUGUGCAUAUCAUCGAACGCCUUCGGAAAGGCCAACAAAACCAUUAGAGUUUAUGAAAUCAAACGGCCAACUACGACCACCACCACGACGACAACGACUACAACUACGACGACGACGACCACUACUCCGGAGCCGCCUACUACGAUGCCGCCCGAACGAAGGACCACACUAAUAGGACACCGAGCACCGGAGGUGGUGCCGCAUCCCCCCACGGACUUCAUCGUCGAGUACAUCACCAAUCCGCCGGUCUACGUCGAGUACGGUCCCAACGGGGAGCCAUACUACAACCACCCUCAGCUGACGGCGUACUCCAAGUCCUCGCCCACGAACCACGGAGGCCACGGCCAUGGUGGGCCUGGGGGAGGUUCCUCCGGCGACGGGUCGUCCUCCUGCAGCUCCCUGCUGGUACCCUCCGGCGAGGAACGCCUCAUGACCAUUCUGGUUAUGACGGCUCUGUCCUGUUUGUCGUUUUUUCGCUUCUUUCAAGUCUAUCUGCCCUGGAUAACGUUUUUUCUGCUGCUUCUGCUGAUCGGCCGGAAGCCCAAGGAGAAAAGUUUCCCGCUGAUGGAGCGGCACGGGGCGGCGUGAACACGAGGGGGGAAUUCAGUCCGGGUGUUGAUUUGUUCACUUCGGUUCCAUUUUUGGGUUCUCCUUUCUAAGUUAGUAAGUUCGUAGGAUCACCAUCGAUUAAGGAUUGAAAGAAGAUAAAAGCUAGGCUAUAAUGUAGUGACAGCAGAUUGCAAAUGAUGAUAUCGUCUUCUGCAUGUGGGAAAGCAGAAGACAAAACGUUGAAUAAAUAAAAAUCAAAUAUUUCUAGUGAAAGUGUAAAUAAGCGGAAUCAAAAGCAAGUGUAAGAGAAUUUUCUCUUAUGUAAGAGAAAAUAUGACGUGAAUCAAACGAAUAGAAAUCAGUUACAAACACAAAUGAGAUAAGUACGUUUAAUAAAUGAUGUAUAUUAAAAACAAA
Messenger RNA from Aedes aegypti (yellow fever mosquito), 3799 nucleotides. RefSeq names its product lachesin. The record is from RefSeq and is a predicted model, not a curated record. Gene Ontology annotation, cellular component: neuron projection. Lineage: Eukaryota; Metazoa; Arthropoda; Insecta; Diptera; Culicidae.